This is a messenger RNA of Papaver somniferum (opium poppy), 3711 nucleotides long. RefSeq names its product formin-like protein 20. The coding region runs from base 247 to 3543 and encodes 1098 amino acids. The record is from RefSeq and is a predicted model, not a curated record. NCBI's taxonomy places the organism in Eukaryota, Viridiplantae, Streptophyta, Magnoliopsida, Ranunculales, Papaveraceae. The transcript has 18 exons.
CGCGCCAUCUCGAUUCAUAGAAAUUCAAUUCUGAGGACAUUUAGGUCAAAAUAGAAUAAUAGAAUACAGAGAAACUCUCAAAUUACUUGCUCCUCUCCGAAAGAAGACUUCAAUAAUCAUCAUUUUUCAGAUUGGAUUAAGAUUGUUGUGAUCAGAUUGCACUUUGUUGAGAUUUAUUGUUAUAUAAAUCGCUUUGAUUGGUAGCUAGAGAAUUGUUCUGGAUCAAGAAGAAGAAUUUGCCACUAAAUGGGGCUGCUUAGAAGAUUUUUUUAUCAGCAACCCCCCGAUCGGCUAUUAGAAAUCGCCGAAAGAGUUUACGUGUUUGAUUGUUGCUUCUCUACCGAUGUCAUGGAAGAGAAUGACUACAAGAAGUACAUGGAUGGUAUCGCGUCUCAACUUCUAAGCCAUUUUCCAGGCGGCUCUUUCAUGGUAUUUAACUUUAAGGAAGGUGAAAUGAGAAGCCAAAUUUCUGACAUACUGUCUGAAUACGAUAUGACGGUUAUGGACUAUCCUCGGCACUACGAAGGUUGCCCGCUUCUACCGCUGGAGAUGAUUCACCAUUUUUUGAGGUCAAGUGAGAGUUGGUUGUCUUUAGGUCAACAGAAUGUUCUACUGAUGCAUUGUGAAAGAGGGGGAUGGCUCGUGCUUGCAUUCAUGCUUGCUGCUCUUCUUUUAUACAGAAAACAGUAUACAAUAGAGCAGAAAACACUUGAGAUGGUUUAUAAGCAAGCUCCUAAGGAACUCCUGCAUCUUGUGUCUCCUUUAAACCCACAACCAUCCCAGCUAAGAUACCUACAGUACAUCUCUAGGAGAAAUCUUGACUCAGAUUGGCCUCCAUCUGAUACACCUUUGACCUUGAAUAGCCUUAUCCUUGGGGUGCUUCCGGUAAUUAAUGGUGAAAGGAGUUGUAGGCCGAUUGUUAGAGUUUACGGACAGGAUCCGCUGACUGCAGCUGGCAGAAGUUCAAAACUUCUAUUUUCAACUCCAAAGCAAAAGAAGCGUGUUCGUCACAGCAGACAGGCAGAAAGUACAAUGGUGAAGGUAGAUAUUAAUUGCUGUGUUCAAGGUGAUGUAGUUCUUGAGUGCAUCCAUUUGGAUGAAGAUAUGGCGCGUGAGGAAAUGAUGUUCAGGUUGAUGUUUAACACGUCGUUUAUUCAGUCAAAUGCUUUACUGCUUACCCGUGAGGAUAUCGACCUUUUGUGGGAUGCCAAGGAACUGUUUCUGAAAGACUUCAAAGUAGAGGUACGGUUUUUGGACCCUGGUAUUCAUGGGUCUACCAGUGCCGUAGAAGUGGCAAGUGGAGAUGAGGAUGAGACUGAAGGUGGAGGGGAGGAGUUUUUUGAGGUGGAGGAGAUUUUCAACAAUGCUGAUGGGCCUGGCGGAGCGAGCGAUUCUGAUAAUGUAAAUAAUGUGAAAAAUCAGAAGGCGAUCUUUGAUAUCCACAAUGAUCAAGACAACAAAUUAGAUGGUGAAAACUGCCAACAGAAUGUAAAGGAGGAUUUUGGUUGGGAGAUUGUUAAACUUAAGCAUGCCAAACCAGGCGAUGGAAAUCACACCGACAAACUCAAGGUUCAACAUGGUUUUGCCAAUGAUGGGGAUAUAAAAUUGGAAAUCGGAACACCAGAUACACGCCGCCAAUUAGAAGCCAGGGAAGUAACUGAUGUGCAGUACCAGUGUGAAACAAGGGAAAUUAGACAGGGCGCUGGUUACCUUGCAACCCAGGGCAAUGAAUGCGAGACUCCACAAGAAAAUUUGGAUAUGGGUUUACUUGCACAGGAGUUUGAGAAAUUACUACCUCCAACACCAAGAGAACAACCAACUCCAAAUGAAAAGCCAGCCCCAGAUCUUGUUGAUGUUAAACAAGACGAAUAUCGGGAUUCUUUGAGUAAAGAAUCCGAGGCUCAACAAAAAAUGGUAGAAAAGGGUUUACAUGCACAGAAGUUUGAGAAAUUAUUGCCUCCAGCGCCAGGAGAACAACCAGCUCCAAAUGUGAAGACAUCCCUUGAACCUGUUGCAGUUGGACAAGAUAAAUAUCAGAACUCUGUGCAUGCAUCGGCUCAGCCUCCUUCAGGAUGUAAUAUUACUGCAUACUCACCAAAUAGUGUGCCAGCUGAUCGAGUCCGUACUGCACUUUCACCAAAUUAUGCUGCACCUUUACUUCCACCUCCUUCUGUAUCUGACCCCCCACCUACAGAGGCUGGAGCUCUUCGUGGACCACUUCCUCCCGCUCCUCGUGGACCCCCUCCACCCCCUCCUGGUAGACCACGCCCACCUGGUCCUCCUGGUCCACCAGGUCUACUUAUAGUUCGACCCAAAGUACCUCAAUUAGUAGUGAGGCCAUUCCACUGGAUUAGGUUUACGAGAGUGUUCCCGGGAAGCUUAUGGGCAGAACCCCAAAGAUCUGAAGAAUUCGAAAGUGCGCCCGCAUUUGAUGUAUCUGAACUUGCACGGCUUUUCUCUAAGCCUUUGGAUACGAAUAAGGAAGAAGACAAGUCUGGAGCUGGCAUCAGUUCACCUAGACCUAAACGGGUCAAGGUUCACCUGAUUGAUUUGAAGAAGUCGAACAACACUGAAAUCAUGCUUACCAAAGUUAAAAUGCCAUUUUCUGAUAUGAUGACUGCAGCACUAGCAAUGGACGAAUCGGUAUUAGAUGAUGAUCAGGUCGAAAAUCUCAUAAAGUUCUGUCCCACAAAAGAGGAGAUGGAACAACUUGAGAAUUACAAUGGUGAUAAAGACGUCCUGGGGAAGUGCGAACAGUUCUUUCUGGAGCUGAUGAAAGUCCCACGAAUGGAAACUAAACUAAGAGUUUUCUCUUUUAGAAAUCAGUUCAUUGCUCAGAUUUUGGACCUUAGAAAGAGUUUAGGCACGGUGAAUUCUGCUUGUGAAGAGGUUCGAGAUUCUCUCAAAUUGAAAGAAAUUAUGAAACAAGUUCUUUACAUGGGAAAUGCAAUUAACCAAGGAACUAGUCGGGGCCUUGCCAUAGGAUUCAAAUUGGAUAGCCUCCUGAAACUUAGCGAAACACGUGCGUAUACCAGUAAAAUGUCACUGAUGCACUAUCUUUGUAAGGUGCUUGCUGCUAAGUCCCCAAGACUCCUAGAUUUUCACAGUGCCCUUGCUAGCCUUGAAGCAGCAUCAAAGAUACAACUAAAGUCCUUAGCGGAAGAAAUGCAGGCUAUUACUGACGGGUUGGACAAGAUUAAUCAAGAACUAAUUGCAUGUGCAAAUGAUGGCCCUGUAUCAGAAGUUUUUCAGAAGACAUUAACGGGAUUCACUGAAUUUGCUGAAGCAGAAGUGGCAUCGUUGAUAUCGUUUUAUUCCGUAGUGGGCAAAAACGCAGAUGCACUUGUUAUGUAUUUUGGCGAAGAACCUGCAAAAUACCCGUUUGAACAAGUUACCACAACUCUCUUAAGCUUCGUGCAAAUGUUCCGAAAAGCACACGAAGAAAAUCUCAAGGAAGCACAAGUUGAGAGGAAGAAAGCCGAGAGAGAGAAUUCAUUGGAGAGGGCAAAGGGGAUUGAUCCGACUAAGAAAAUUACUAGAUAAAUAAGGCAGCAAAACGGAGCACGUAAUCCAUAGCGCACAUCACAUGGUGAUUUUAGUGAGCUGAUAACCAAUGCCUGGAAUUGUGAAGUGCAAAUGUGGAACCUUUCUUCUAGGUUCGUUCUAACCAUGUAAAAAAAGGUCUAUACAAUAAUUUCCUUGUAUGUAUCA